Plasmodium coatneyi is the source of this 1239-nucleotide messenger RNA. RefSeq lists its product as uncharacterized. The coding region runs from base 1 to 1065 and encodes 354 amino acids. The record is from RefSeq and is a predicted model, not a curated record. Lineage: Eukaryota; Apicomplexa; Aconoidasida; Haemosporida; Plasmodiidae. The transcript is spliced from 5 exons.
AUGGUAGAAAUAAAAAUGCGAAAUGGUGAUGUUCUCAUUACCUUGGGGUUCGAGGGGGAACAGAAAAGAUUCCAAAAGGGGGUUAAAUCCCUUGUUGGGAUACUCCUCAAAAAUUUGGUCUUCAAUUUGUAUUACUCUUUGGACAGAAUUAAAGAGAACAGUGGCAUAAAAAGGAAUGACAGUGGAAGCUCAAAAAUGAAUAGUAGAAGAAAGUUGGACAAGUCCAAGAAGAACAUUGAGAAGUGCAUUGACUUGUGUCUAGUAGUUUUGAAAACGUUACAGGGGGAUCAAUAUUUCUUUUCUCAGUAUGUGCUAGAGAACUACUCUUCAAUUAAUUUAAGUCACAAUGAUAAAAGGAGGGAGGGGAAGGAAAAAAAAAACAAGAACAAGUUCGAUGACGCCCUUUUGAUGUACCACUCGUAUAGCAAUUCGCAGCCGUCGAAAUGGAAAAAUAGAUCGACGAGUAGGAUUAACGGAGUAUGCCUAAAUGUAGAUGAUACGCGAAAGCACAGCAUGUUCAUAGGAGAUAAGGAAGUCAACUCUUAUGUUAACAAAAUUGUAACGAUAGACUCGUACAUAGACAAACAUAAGAUGUACUCCAAAGGGGAAUUCAUUUGUGAACUAAAUAAUUUUUUAAAUGAGUUUUAUUUGAAGAAGGGACCCUCAAAUGAGGAUCAUGCCAGGUUUCGCUUGGCCCAAAAGGGAGAAGAAAAAAACAUAAUGGAUGACGACUGUGUAACGAAUAAUUUAUUCUCAGAGUACUUUAACAACUGCAGAAGGAACAACAAAUUGGUGAAUACGCUAAUAAAAGAGGUGAAUUUACAAAGCUUACGAAGUUUCCAUCGCGUUUUAUGCAAGAAUAUUAAUUUUAUCAGAAUAAUGCAUGAACGUUCAGGCAAAAAAUCAACAUUGUCGGAUUAUGAGCUCCAGCUAGCCAAAGCGGAAAUGAUGAUGAACAAACUGGAAAAGCUGGAAAUUGAGUCUUAUGGCGAAUUGGUAAAAUGGGGCAUUUUGGGAAAAAGGCUAAAUAUGGAUAUUCACUGGAAAAUCAUCAAAGAAUUGUAGAGAGUGGCUUCUUUGCAGAGUUUUCCAAGAUGGAGAGAGGCACAAACAGAAAAUGGAGGUUUUUCCUGAUGGAGAAAUAAAGAUGAACAUCUCGGACGGAUGCAUUAUCGGUGAGAUCCCGAUGGACACCAAGGCAUAUAUGAAUUUCUUUUUAACCCCACGUUAUUUUCUGUA